This is a messenger RNA of Trichechus manatus latirostris (Florida manatee), 2077 nucleotides long. It is a transcript of the gene FZD9, whose product is annotated as frizzled class receptor 9. The record is from RefSeq and is a predicted model, not a curated record. Gene Ontology annotation, biological process: non-canonical Wnt signaling pathway; canonical Wnt signaling pathway. Gene Ontology annotation, molecular function: Wnt-protein binding; Wnt receptor activity. Gene Ontology annotation, cellular component: plasma membrane. NCBI's taxonomy places the organism in Eukaryota, Metazoa, Chordata, Mammalia, Sirenia, Trichechidae. The coding region runs from base 85 to 1719 and encodes 544 amino acids. The transcript has a single exon.
GCGGGUGGCGCGGCGCUGGAGAUCGGCCGCUUCGACCCAGAGCGCGGGCGCGGGCCGGCGCCGUGCCAGGCGGUGGAGAUCCCCAUGUGCCGCGGCAUCGGCUACAACCUGACCCGCAUGCCCAAUCUGCUGGGCCACGAGUCGCAGCGCGAGGCGGCCGCCAAGCUGGACGAGUUCGCGCCGCUCGUGCAGUACGGUUGCCACAGCCACCUGCGCUUCUUCCUGUGCUCGCUCUACGUGCCCAUGUGCACCGACCAGGUCUCGACGCCCAUCCCUGCCUGCCGGCCCAUGUGCGAGCAGGCGCGCUUGCGCUGCGCGCCCAUCAUGGAGCAGUUCAACUUCGGCUGGCCGGACUCGCUGGACUGCGCGCAGCUGCCCACGCGCAAUGACCCGCAAGCGCUCUGCAUGGAGGCACCCGAGAAUGCCACUGCCGGCCCCGCUGAGUCGCACAAGGGCCGGGGCAUGCUGCCAGUGGCGCCGUGGCCUGCGCGGCCCCCCGGCGACGGUGCCCCAGGGCCGGGCGGCGCCUGCGAGAACCCGGAGAAGUUCCAGUACGUGGAGAAGAGUCGCUCGUGCGCCCCGCGCUGCGGGCCGGGCGUCGAGGUGUUCUGGUCCCGGCGGGACAAGGACUUCGCGCUCGUGUGGAUGGCCGUGUGGUCGGCGCUGUGCUUCUUCUCUACCGCCUUCACUGUGCUCACCUUCCUGCUGGAGCCUCACCGUUUCCAGUAUCCCGAGCGCCCCAUCAUCUUCCUCUCCAUGUGCUACAACGUCUACUCGCUGGCCUUCCUCAUCCGCGCCGUGGCCGGAGCACAGAGCGUGGCCUGUGACCAGGAGGCGGGCGCACUGUACGUGAUUCAGGAGGGACUGGAGAACACGGGCUGCACGCUCGUCUUCCUGCUGCUCUACUACUUUGGUAUGGCCAGCUCGCUGUGGUGGGUGGUCCUGACACUCACCUGGUUCCUGGCGGCCGGCAAGAAAUGGGGUCAUGAAGCCAUUGAGGCCCAUGGCAGCUACUUCCACAUGGCGGCCUGGGGCCUACCGGCCCUCAAGACCAUCAUCAUCCUGACCCUGCGCAAGGUGGCCGGGGAUGAACUGACCGGGCUGUGCUACGUGGCCAGCAUGGACGCGUCUGCUCUCACAGGCUUCGUGCUGGUGCCCCUGUCCUGCUACCUCGUGGUCGGCACCAGCUUCCUCCUGACGGGCUUCGUGGCCCUCUUCCACAUACGCAAGAUCAUGAAGACAGGAGGCGCCAACACCGAGAAGCUGGAGAAGCUCAUGGUCAAGAUUGGGGUCUUCUCCAUCCUCUACACAGUGCCUGCCACCUGCGUCAUUGUUUGCUACGUCUAUGAGCGCCUCAACAUGGACUUCUGGCGCCUUCGGGCCACCGAGCAGCUAUGCACAGCGGCUCCAGUGCCCGGGGGCCGGAGGGACUGCUCACUGCAAGAGGGCUCGGUGCCCACCGUGGCUGUCUUUAUGCUGAAAAUCUUCAUGUCACUGGUGGUGGGCAUCACCAGUGGAGUCUGGGUUUGGAGCUCCAAGACUUUCCAGACUUGGCAGAGUCUGUGCCACCGCAAGAUCGCCACAGGCCGGGCCCGGGCAAAGGCCUGCCGGGCCCCCGGGAGCUACGGCCGUGGCACCCACUGCCACUACAAGGCCCCCACUGUGGUCUUGCACAUGACUAAGACGGACCCCUCUCUGGAGAACCCCACACACCUCUAGGACAGGCCUGGAGCAGGCGGCUGCUGCCCCUUUCUAGCCCUCCCCGUCCUGAAGCAACAGCUGACUAGCAGCUGCCCAGCUAUCAAGGGCAGGCAAGAGUGCGAGGGGGCUGAGGAGUAGGGUGAGGAGACUCCUUCAGCCCCUCGCUUGUCAAGGUCCAUCAAGGUUCACUCCUCUCGCCCCCCGCUGAGUCUUGCAGGGUGCUGGGAGAGGAUGGGGGGGAGGGGGGCACAGUCCAGCAAGGGAGUUUAUUUAAUGAUGUAAUUUAUUGUUGAGUUUCUCUGGAAGCUGUGACUGGAAUAAACCCCCGUGCGGCAUUGCCGAGUCCUCUCUGGGUUGAAAGGGGGAAGGUAAGAGG